Ficedula albicollis (Collared flycatcher) is the source of this 1257-nucleotide messenger RNA. RefSeq names its product BPI fold-containing family B member 4-like. Bases 1 to 1257 code for a protein of 418 amino acids. NCBI's taxonomy places the organism in Eukaryota, Metazoa, Chordata, Aves, Passeriformes, Muscicapidae. The transcript has 14 exons. Gene Ontology annotation, molecular function: lipid binding. The record is from RefSeq and is a predicted model, not a curated record.
AUGUCCCAGGGGGAAGAGGACCCCAAGAGCACAGCUGCAGUGCUGGGGGAUGGGGAGACAGGGCUACUGAGAAUUGUAAACAACACCCUCCCCAAAAUCAGUCUGCGCUCCCUGCCGGGCUUUGGGCACCAGGUGGACUUCAACACACAGCUGCUGGUAGAGAGCAGCGUGCCGGGCCAGCCACUCUGCAAGCAGGUGGAGGUCGAUGCAACCAUGCUGGUCCAGGACACGUGGACAGCUCACCAGAAUGCUCUGAACUGCAAGACUGUUGAGAUAAACACCUAUGUGAGACCCAGAGUGCCAGUUCUGGAGGAGCCUUUGAAACGCCUCCUUAGCAAUGUCCUGCAGGAUCUGGGCUGCAACAUCAUCAACGCCAAGCUCAAGGUGUUGAGCUCCCUGCUCGGCUCCAGGAACCAGGUGCUCCCACUCGGGGCUCUGGGGGACCUGCCCUCCUUCUCCAUCCUCAGCGCUGACGCCAUCCAGAUGGAUCUGAACCUCCUCUCUGAGAAUGCCAGGCCUGGCAUGAUGACCCCCAUGCAGGGACUGCCACUCACUGCCAGCCUGCAGCUGGCCACUGGCCGCCCACCCCGGCUCAGCCUCUCCCAGGACACCCUCAGCGCCCUGCUGCAGCAGGUCCAGGGGCAGGGAGCCCUCAACCUCAGCAUCACCAGCUUGAUGGGUAGCAGUUCCCCUCUGCAAGGCCAGAUUACCCAGAGCAGCUCGCUGACCAUGUCUGCCCUCUUCCCCUUCAUCCCCCAGCUCACCCGGGUCCUCCCUGGCUCUUUGCCACUGGAGCUGCGUGUCCGAGUCAGCAACGAGCCAGUAGUGACUGUGAGGGAUGGAAGAGCCACUGUCACCCUCAAAGCCACCAUCGAUGCUGCCAGUCCUGCCCUGCAGACCGCCCAGGGGAUCCUGUUCUCCCUCGAUGUGGACAUCGUUCUGAGCAUCACCCCAUCAGUCUCUGAUGGCAAACUGCAAACCUCCCUGGCUCUUGACAGCAUCAACCUGACACGUUUCCCCCCGAGUCUUGACGCUUCCACCGUCUCCUCGCUCGCAGAAUGGCUCAAGAAGGUCCUCACAGCUGUAUAUGUACCUUCUGUUAAAGAUGCCUUCCGUGUGUCGGUCCCACUGCCCAACGUCCUCAACAUCAACCUCAGGAACGCUGAAGUCGACAUCACUGAUGUGGACGAGUUUUCCGGCCAGACCACUCUAGGAAAUUCCUGCUUGAGAGGAACCUCGAUGCUGCUCCCCUUCUGA